AUGAUUAGUCAGUACUACAAGUUUGGUGGACGUUAUAGUCCUUUUUACCAGCAAGUGCGUACCUUGAAGAGAAGAUUGGCAUAUCCACAGUCGUAUAAGGCAGAGGCAGAUCCUCAAACGCACCCUAAGAAAGAUCACUCUAGUUUUUUCCAGAGACAUUUGAAGAAAUGGCUUGGCCCUAUGAAUAUUAGAGGAGAGUAUUAUAGGAACAAAUAUUAUUAUCCGCCUCAAAAUCAUAAACCUAAUUACAUAGUACCUGAUGGAAAAACAAUCGUAGAUCCAUCAACUCCUGUGAUCCCUGAUGAAAGGAGAUACAAUAAUACCAAGAGGGAUCCGUCCCUUCAGCCUUUUCCUCAAAAUCCUCAUUGUCGGACUGCCUUAAUGAUAUCAGAUGAAUUGAAAAAUAAAAUUUACGAAGAGGUGAACCUGAAUGGUAUGCAUGUUCAGGAAGUUGCUCAUAAGUAUGGAAUAAAAAUAUCAAGAAUUGAAGCUAUAGUCAAAUUACAAAGUAUUGAGAAAAAAUGGAAGGAGCAGGUAAGUAAUCUUUUUUUUUUUUGA
Molecule: messenger RNA, 558 nt
Organism: Priceomyces carsonii
Lineage: Eukaryota; Fungi; Ascomycota; Pichiomycetes; Serinales; Debaryomycetaceae
Product: mitochondrial 37S ribosomal protein mS45
Exons: 1
Coding region: 1-558 (185 amino acids)
Biological process (GO): mitochondrial translation
Cellular component (GO): mitochondrial small ribosomal subunit
Molecular function (GO): structural constituent of ribosome
Source: RefSeq, a predicted model, not a curated record